UGGGCGGCCCAUGGGUUUCCAGAUGAUACGGGCAUUUUCGACUUUUGGAAAAAUCUUCCAAAGGACUUUUGCCACCGUAAAAAUGAAUCCUCUUUCUCCUGCCCAGUUGCGCCUGCUCCCUGGUCCAAGCUGUUUUUUUGACGAGCCAGUUCAAGUAAAGGUGAACGGUUUAUCUCCACAGCAAAAGGUAGAGUUGAGAUGCAAAGUCACAGACGACAAAGGUGUCGUCUAUAACUCUUCAGGAACGUACCUGGCAGACCACAACGGGGAGGUGGACGUGAGCAGCCAGCCGUCCCUGGCUGGCAGCUUUACUGGUAUUGAACCAAUGGGCUUGUUUUGGUCCUUGAAGCCUGACCAGCAGCACAGUAAAUUAACGAAGAGGGACGUUGUGAGCCCGAUACAGUUUCUUUUUGAGGUGGUCAGUGGUCACGGAGAGGUCCUUGCUCAAGAAAUCAACACCAGGCGGUUUAUGGCUGACGGUGUUCGAAGGAUACCAGUAAAAGACGGCAGGAUACGUGGAUGUCUGUUCUUGCCACCUGGUCCUGGUCCGUUUCCUGCAGUUAUAGAUAUAUAUACUUUGGGCGGCGGCAUAUCAGAAGUACGAGCAUCAUUACUGGCAAACAAAGGUUUUGUUGUUUUGGCCCUGGCUUACUAUGGCUACCAGGAUUUACCCAAAGCAGUGAGCAAACUGGACCUGGAGUACUUUGAAGAGGCUGUAACAUUCUUGCAGAAAUUGCCUGAGGUGAAAGGUCCUGGAAUUGGAGUUUUGUCUAUUUCAAAGAGCGGAGAACUGUCACUGGCGAUGGCAUCUUUCCUGUCAGGCAUUUCAGCUGUAGCUUGUAUUAACUCCUGUAGUGCCAAUGUGCUAUUUCCCCUCCAUUAUAAAGACAUGGUCAUCCCUCCCCUUCCAUCCGACAUUAAAAGAGCCUUCAUUACGGAGUCUGGUAUUGUAGACAUCAGAGACACGCUGGCAGACGCAGCAGCUGAAGAAAAUCUUGCCUGUGUGAUUCCGGUCGAGCGAACCAACUGUAACAUCUUGUUUCUGGUGUCAGAAGACGACAGGAAUUGGAACAGUCUCUAUCAUGCUCAGCUGGCCACCAAGCGACUGAGGGAUCAUGGGAAAGCUAAUUACGAGAUAAUCACGUACCCCAAAGCAGGUCACUUCCUAGAGGUUCCUUAUAUGCCGCACUGCCCCUCAGGAUUCCAUGGUGCCGUGGGGAAAGUAGUGAAUUUUGGGGGUGACCCCAAAACUCACGCAGAGGCCCAGAUAGAUGCUUGGAAGAAGAUCCAGGAGUUCUUCAAGAAAAACCUGGGCUGUGUCAGUGACAGUUAUCAAUCCAUGCUUUAACACGCACAUUUAUAUUCACAUUUACCCAUUUAGCAGAUGCUGUUAUCAAAAGUGGAAUGACUGUUCUUUUACUUAAAUUCAUCCAGGUUUAAUGAAGUUCCUCCACGUGUUUCAUUAACAUGCAUACAUUCUAAUAAGUGAUGAACAGGAGUGGACAGUGCCUUAAUUAUUACAAUUAUUUAGAGACCCUGUGACCAUUUAGUUUUGGCCUUUUUACAGAGGAAUUCUAGUAGUUUCAAUGAGACAGUUAACCUUAUAGUUUAUUAUGGAAAAUAUUUAUUUGUUUCAGGAGUCCAUAUGGGUCAGUGCUUAGAGUAAAUUCAACUUAUGCACUGAGAUUAUUUUGUUUUAUGUUGUUGAUUGCAUGCAUUUCUAAAGAAGUAAAUAAAUAUAUAUAUAUAUGUUGAAUGGUAUUAACAGUACUCAUAUAGAGUAAGUGAUCAAUUUACAGAUUAUUAUGAUGAUCUGUUUGAUGAAACAAACUUGUACCUUUGCAUUAAAUAAUUAAUGCUUUCCUGUUUCAGUAGUUCACACACAUUCACAU
This is a messenger RNA of Chanos chanos (milkfish), 1892 nucleotides long. Its product is annotated as acyl-coenzyme A thioesterase 1-like. The record is from RefSeq and is a predicted model, not a curated record. Gene Ontology annotation, molecular function: fatty acyl-CoA hydrolase activity. Lineage: Eukaryota; Metazoa; Chordata; Actinopteri; Gonorynchiformes; Chanidae. Gene Ontology annotation, biological process: fatty acid metabolic process; acyl-CoA metabolic process. The coding region runs from base 11 to 1348 and encodes 445 amino acids. The transcript is spliced from 3 exons.